Molecule: messenger RNA, 1056 nt
Organism: Euleptes europaea (tarantolino)
Lineage: Eukaryota; Metazoa; Chordata; Lepidosauria; Squamata; Sphaerodactylidae
Gene: CNMD
Product: chondromodulin
Exons: 7
Coding region: 1-1053 (350 amino acids)
Biological process (GO): negative regulation of angiogenesis; negative regulation of endothelial cell proliferation
Source: RefSeq, a predicted model, not a curated record
AUGUCCGGCGGGCUGGAGAAGGCGCCCCUGGCCGCGGCGGGGCCGGAGGAGCCGGAGCGGUGCCCGACGCCCCCCGCUUAUUCGGCUGUGAUGGCGAAACCCUCUAGCACAGGGCGGCUGCUGAGGAUCGGGGCCAUGGCGCUCAUCAGCGGAGCUCUCCUGCUCCUCCUCGGGGCCAUAGGAGCCUUUUACUACUGGAAGGCGAAUGACAAAGAGCUCUACAACGUUCACUACACAAUGAGUAUUAACGGGAAAGUGCAAGAGGCAUCGAUGGAAAUUGACGCUGGGAACAAUCUGGAGAUUUUUAAAACCGGAAGUGGAAGUGAAGAGGCGAUUGAAGUCCAUGAUUUUCAGAUAGGCAUCACCGGGAUCCGUUUUGCUGGUGGAGAGAAAUGCUUCAUUAAAGCUCAAGCUAAAACUCGGGUCCCUGAAGUCAACGCCAUGGCCAAAGAGACCCUCUCCUUUGACCUGGAAGAUGAGAUUUUGCCGGCUAAAUUCGAUGAAAACUCCCUUGUUUGGGUGGCUGCAGACCAGCCUAUAAAGAACAACAAUUUCCUGAGUCCCAAAAUCUUAGAGCUUUGUGGGGAUCUUCAGAUUUUCUGGCUUCGACCGUCCUACCCCAAAGUUGGGCAGAGAAGAAAGAGAGGAGCCACCCGGGGGAGACGCCAGGCUCAGUCGAAUUUCGACCUGGACCAGUUUGAAGCGGCUGCCGAGGAAGCCAACCUCAGGCCCCGGGCACCGCAGAGGGCUCGGGAGCAGGAACGCCCCUCGAACGAUACCAGACCUUCUGGGAGAGACGUCAGGCCCACCUUCAAUCCGGACAACCCUUACCACCAGCUAGAAGGACGGGAAGGGAUGACCUUCGACCCUCGUCUGGACCACGAAGGCAUCUGCUGUAUCGAGUGCAGGCGGAGCUACACUCACUGCCAGCGGAUCUGCGAACCCCUCCUGGGCUACUACCCCUGGCCUUACAAUUACCAAGGGUGCCGCUCCGCAUGCCGCCUCAUCAUGCCCUGCAGCUGGUGGGUGGCCCGCAUCUUGGGGGUGGUAUGAAGG